Molecule: messenger RNA, 840 nt
Organism: Pleurotus ostreatus (oyster mushroom)
Lineage: Eukaryota; Fungi; Basidiomycota; Agaricomycetes; Agaricales; Pleurotaceae
Exons: 2
Coding region: 1-840 (279 amino acids)
Source: RefSeq, a predicted model, not a curated record
AUGCACAAGUUCCACUGCUCUCGAACGUUCACAGCGACUCAACUUACCCCGCGCUCUGAAGAGCCUGAUGAUGGCAUCAAUGCCUUAGCUGACACGGACCUGAUUGACACCAUGCCAAUGGUACCGCCAAUUGAUCAAGACCUGCCACCGAUGCCCGAUGUUUCUUUAUCGAGUGGCGGACGACCGAGAAGAUUACAACGCCGUCUACCAGCUCGAUAUCGAGAUGAUCCACCAUCAAUUCCACCAACUCUCCCCCCGGGCCCCCCUUCUGCUACAUCUGAAAUACUGGCGCCAGCUGCAAACUCGAGUCGCUCCACGUCGAUUUGGUUUCAAACACCAACAAACGACACUGGUAUCUAUCGCCUAUAUCCUCGAAAGCCAACACACGACCCAGAUGCAUCUGCAUCCCUUCAGGACAUAUGGGAUCGCGAACCUGCAGAGUCCGGUGCGAAUGAGGAUGAACCUCCCCUGGGUUCAGAUGCUCCAGCGGAGCCAGAGAAAUUGCAACCGUGGUCCCCUUUUCCUAUUGCAAGCAUUGCACGUUUGAUGUGUUGGUUUCACGCCGGUUCUACACAGAAGUCCAACGCAGAGCUUGAUACACUGGUAAAAGGGGUGUUACUUCGCAACGACUUCAGCACAGAAGACCUCAGAGGAUUCAGUACCAAAGCUGAGCAUAACCGCCUUGACGACGCCGCUGAUCCAAAGAUUAAUCCCAUGAACCGCCUGUUCCCUCACCAUGGUGGUUGGGAACGACGCUCGGUCAAGAUAGCCCUUCCGGCGCCUAAACCCGACGUUCAAACGCUCGCAUUAUUGGGGCCUCCACUGUCAACGCACAUUUGA